This is a messenger RNA of Paramacrobiotus metropolitanus, 1190 nucleotides long. RefSeq lists its product as uncharacterized. The transcript has a single exon. Lineage: Eukaryota; Metazoa; Tardigrada; Eutardigrada; Parachela; Macrobiotidae. The coding region runs from base 289 to 1023 and encodes 244 amino acids. The record is from RefSeq and is a predicted model, not a curated record.
UGAAAGAUUCUCUAAAGCUAACAAUUAUAAGCAGACGUGUAUGGCUCAUAUUAAUUUUCAUUUUUAUUCAGUACUGACAUUCUCUUUACUGGAAAAAAGUGACGCUUACUGCCAUAUCGGGCGUGACCUUUAUACUGUGACCAGUGCAGGAUGAUGUAUGAAAGGUCAAUUGCUUAACAUACGUGUUCCCGCGAGAGCAUCACAUCAAAAUUUUGUGAAUACCUUUUCGGUGAAUCAUACAAGUACAAGGCUGCAAACAAGUUUACAAUCACGUUUAAUAUUGCAAAUAUGGAUAAACUCAGGGUUAUACAGCCACUGACGAUACUUUUUCUGGUGUUACUGGAAAUUUUACCGAGACCCGGGUUCUGCAUAUCGCCGGUUUCCUUGCAAAAUGGAAAUGAGCAAGAUUUGCGUGCAGAUUGGAUGGUCAACAGCGACGACCUCGUCUUCUCUGCAGUAGACGAUCCGUUUGAUUCCGGUGACAUUAAUGUGCAAAAAAACCGUAUUACACUCGACUCAGUGCCUCCAGACGCAGUCGAAACUAAUUCUCCAAUCCCGGAGGAGAUUAUUAACACUUCCGAUACUACAUUUAUUACCACGCAAACCACUCCUACUGAUAUACCUUCUUCCCCUUCCACACUCCAGCCAGUUACCGAAAGCAGCACAAACGCUCCAAAUCCCACAACCGGGAGUGUCUCCAGCGACACCAGCACCACCAGCCAAGAGCUCACCACUUCGUUCAGUGACGAUACUACCGCAGCCAAAACUACUUCAAACGCAAAUAGUAGUUUACCGACAGCACUCACGGUAAGCAGUACCACUUCAACUGUGAUCCAGACCACAGAGAUUGUGAAAACUUCUAAACCUACCACACCCGCUUUCGUUUCUUCUACAAUCACCAGCGGCUCCACGUCUACAGCAGCGCCUGCCGAGGAACCGACAACACCUUCUUCUGGACUACGCCCUGUCAUUACCCUUGCGCUUUUUGUGGUUUCAGUGUUAAUUCCAUAUGUGCUAAUGUGAAUUCCGUAUUAAAAUUAAAAUGGUUAUUAAACAGAAUUGUUACGGGUAUGUGAAAAUAUUAUAGGGUCUAAAGUCUCGAGAUGUUACAAGUUAAUUCUGACAAUGCUCCAACUAACUGAAUUUUUGAAUUUGGAUAGAAAUGACAGUAAACCUUGCAUAAACACUUA